UACAGAGAGCAGGGGCGCAAAAGACAAGAAGAGCCUCACACACACACACACACACACACACACACAGAGAGACACACACACGAGGCCCAAGACGCUCGUGAGAAGGAUACAUGUAUAAAUGAAUGGCAGACAGACCGGAAGAGACAUGAGAUGGAUUCAUGGGAAGAUGAUCAGGCUGAGCAGCGAUCGUGUCUCAUCUGCGGAGACCGCGCUACCGGACUGCACUACGGCAUCAUCUCGUGCGAAGGCUGCAAGGGCUUCUUCAAGCGCAGCAUCUGCAACAAGCGCGUGUAUCGCUGCAGCCGCGACAAGAACUGCGAGAUGUCGCGCAAGCAGCGCAACCGCUGCCAGUACUGCCGCCUGCUCAAGUGUCUGCAGAUGGGCAUGAACCGGAAAGCAAUCAGAGAGGAUGGAAUGCCAGGAGGGAGGAACAAAAGCAUCGGACCCGUUCAGAUCUCGGAUGAGGAGAUCGAGAGGAUCAUGUCUGGCCAGGAGUUUAAGGAUGAGGCCAACGUGCCAGAGCACACCUGGGGGAACAAUGGCGACAGCGAUCACAGUUCCCCUGGCAACGGUGUCUCCGACGGCAACCAGCCUUCACCUGCCUCCACGUUGUCCUCCAACCGUUCGGUGGAGCUGAGCGGCUACACGGCUGCCCUGCGGGAGCAGUACAUCGGGAGUGCUGUUGCCCAGCACUACCAGUUCCUGCCCCACCUGUUCAGCUACGCCGCGCAGCCACGCAGCCUGUACCCACAGAGCCAUACCCUCAUCGGCCAGCUGGUGGCAGCAGAGGAGCUGGCGCCGCUCGGCACGCCCAUGCUCGUCGAGGACGGGUACCGGGUGAGUCAGGUGGAGCUCUUCGCUCUGCUGUGCCGGCUGGCCGACGAGCUCCUCUUCCGUCAGAUCUCCUGGAUCAAGAAGCUGCCGUUCUUUUGCGAACUCUCCAUCGAGGACUACACCCGCCUGCUGAGCUCCACCUGGCAGGAGCUUAUCCUGCUGGCCUGCCUGACCGUCUACAGCGCCCAGAUCCUGGGUGACCUGGCCAGCGUCACGGACAAGUACACGCCGUCUGACAACGAGCUGCAGGGGUUCAGUGAGGAAGGCAUGGAGGUGAUGGAGAAGCUGAUCUACCUGUUCCGCAAGUUCCACCAGCUGAAAGUCAGCAAUGAGGAGUAUGCCUGCAUGAAAGCCAUCAACUUCCUCAACCAAGACAUCCGUGGACUGUCUAAUGUGGCCCAGUUAGAGCAGCUUAACAAGAGAUAUUGGUACGUGUGCCAGGACUACACCGAGUACAAGUACCCCCACCAGCCCAAACGCUUCCCAGAGAUCAUGAUGUGUCUGCCAGAAAUACGCUGCAUUGCAGGGAAGUUGGUUAAUGUUCCUUUGGAGCAGCUCCCCCUGCUGUUCAAGGCAGUCCUGCACUCCUGUAAGUCCAGCCUGAAUAACCACAGGACAAGCUCCUCCCCCUGUGUGACAAAGGGGGCCACCCCUGCCAACUAACCCCGCCCCCUUCUCCCUAGGAAACAACCCUCCUCACCUAUGUAUG
Molecule: messenger RNA, 1543 nt
Organism: Electrophorus electricus (electric eel)
Lineage: Eukaryota; Metazoa; Chordata; Actinopteri; Gymnotiformes; Gymnotidae
Gene: nr6a1a
Product: nuclear receptor subfamily 6, group A, member 1a
Biological process (GO): regulation of DNA-templated transcription
Molecular function (GO): DNA-binding transcription factor activity; zinc ion binding; sequence-specific DNA binding
Source: RefSeq, a predicted model, not a curated record